UAAUUAUUUUAAACCAAUAAUUUAAAAUAUUUGAAAAAAUAUCUUGUUCAUUACUGGAUGUCGUUUGGCAACACAUAACGCUACUCGUUAUAAAGAAGAAUAUAACAGGACCUAAAUGAUAAUUAAUUGUGAAUAAUUAAAAAAUCAAAGUGAUGUCUUGUACAGUUGGACUUUAGUUUAGAAAUUCUUCUGUCGUUAUUUGGCAAAGUGCCAUGAGUGCAAACAACGCGUGCUGUGUCAUCCGCUACACGGCCGUUGGGAAGGCCGCAGUUGUCCUCACCUCGAUAGUCUCAGCUUACGCCAUCUUGCUGGCCGUUAUCGAACAUAAUAACUACGAAACAAGUGGAUGGCGAAUAUUUCUGCUACUGGUCAUAGGUCUGGGCACCGUGUACGCUGCCAGCGUGCUUUACUACGGAAUAAAGGAGGGUAAGCCAGAUCUGCUCAAGUUUUACUCCCGCAUGUGUGUGGCGAUAUCACUGCUGUUUUUGCUCACCGAAGCUUUCACCCGUGGGCCCGAAACUUCACCGAAUGUCGUUGGGAUGAUCAUCUCAGGUCUUCUGCUGCUGCUGUCAGCCGGCAUCGUGUGGAGAUGCCGUUUAAUUAUGGUCAAAGUCGCGUCGUCUACCAAUUCAGCAUCAGAAUCCCCACUGGCAGCCACAGAAUCUUCCACUUCCACGGACGGGGAUAGAAUUGGAGAUGAUCCCCCGUCGUACAGAGACGUUGUGCACCGUUCACCCCCGGAGGAAUCUUCCUCUAUCUUCACAGUGCCUCUGCCUCACGAGAGAGAUAGGGGUUUUUCAUACGGGAGUUUGAACACACUUCCCCCGCCGUACCACUUGGCCGUGUCUCAAAUGUCCUACGAAAAAAAUACAUCUCCGAGUGACGUCAUACUCCGUCCGUCAGACAUCACUCUUCCCUCGCAAGCUCCUGCCGUACAUGACGUGGUGAGCCGCUGGACACUACACCAAAGCAACGGUAUCAGUGUUAAUUGGAAGACCGUGAUGCGCAAGUGCCAUGAGUGCAAACAACGCGUGCUGUGUCAUCCGCUACACGGCCGUUGGGAAGGCCGCAGUUGUACUCACCUCGAUAGUCUCAGUUUACGCAUUCGUACAGGGCGAUAUCGUAAGAAAUCACUUCGUUUCAAGUGGAUUGCGAAUAUUUCUGCUAUGGGUCAUAAGUCUGAGCUCAGGGUGCGCAGCCGGCGUGCUUUACUACGGAGUAAAGAAGAGUAAGCCAAACCUGCUCAAGCUUUACUCCCGCAUGUGCUUGACGAUAUCACUGCUGUGUUUGCUCACUGGAUUUUUCGCCCGUGGGCCCGAAACUUGUUCACCGAAUGACGCUGUGCUGAUCAUCAUCUGUCUUCCGCUGCUGCUGUCAGCCGGCAUCGUGUGGAGAUGCCGUUUAAUUAUGGUCAAAGUCGCGUCGACUACCAAUUCGGCACCAGAAUCCCCACCGGCAGCCACAGAAUCUUCCACUUCCACGGACGGGGAUAGAAUUGGAGUUGAUCCCCCGUCGUACAGAGACGUUGCGCACCGUUCACCCCCGGAGGAAUCUUCCUCUGUCUUCACAGUUCCUCUGCCUCACGAGAGUUAUAUGCCUUAUUCCUACGGGAGUUUGAACUCACUUCCCCCGCCCUACCACUUGGCCGUGUCCCAAAUGUCCUACGAAACAAAUGCAUCUCCCCCGAGUGACGUCAUACUCCGUCCGUCAGACAUCGCUCGUCCCUCGCAAAAUCCUGCCGGAAAUCUCACGACUCUCUUCAACAGUUCAGAGUCGCCGCAGUCUGCCAUCCAUGUUCACGAUCCCAAUAGAUUUUAGGCUUUUAGCUUAUCGAUAUGCGCUGCUGUUUGGAAGCUCAUUUGGAUUAAAGCGCGUUUAAGGAUUCUUGUGCACAGUGUUUUGUAAUUAGUUUUGUUUAGCUAGUUUAUAGUGACAUAAUUUGUAUAAUUUCACGGAAUUUACUAUUACGCUUUCAUAUCAAUUAGAAUCUGUAAAGUAACUUCUGCUGAAAAAGUUCAAUGUCGGUUGCUGUGAUCUCAGCGUUUGAGGGGCCAAUAACAGCAUUCAAACUUCGCAUCCCGUACCAUCGUAUCUCUUAUUCCAGGUAAAAAUCCUGUAAUUAAAAGUUGAUAACAUUAAAGAAACAUGUUUUAAAUAUAUUAAUUGGAACGUAUUCAAUCUGUCAUGCAAUUGUCUCCAAACAAAUUAUAUUUAUACAUCAUUAGACUGAUCAAGAUUCAAUUUCUCGUUCGGAUCUCGUAGUAGUAUAAGAGGCUGUUGUUGGUGACGUACAAUAAGUCCAUUAUUCGGUGACAACCUGACAAUGCCAUCUUACUAAUGUUUGCCAUGGGUGAACGAAUGCACAGUUUAUAGUUUAA
This is a messenger RNA of Hyalella azteca, 2378 nucleotides long. RefSeq lists its product as uncharacterized. NCBI's taxonomy places the organism in Eukaryota, Metazoa, Arthropoda, Malacostraca, Amphipoda, Hyalellidae. The record is from RefSeq and is a predicted model, not a curated record. The transcript has 11 exons. Bases 213 to 1232 code for a protein of 339 amino acids.